Xylaria bambusicola is the source of this 2844-nucleotide messenger RNA. RefSeq lists its product as uncharacterized. The record is from RefSeq and is a predicted model, not a curated record. The coding region runs from base 1 to 2577 and encodes 858 amino acids. The transcript is spliced from 3 exons. NCBI's taxonomy places the organism in Eukaryota, Fungi, Ascomycota, Sordariomycetes, Xylariales, Xylariaceae.
AUGUCUCAGAAGUUGACCUCAGAGCUCAGCGAGCUGCAGAGCACCGCGUCAUCACGGAGUGUCGUUGACAACAUCACUUGGUCGGCGGGCGCCGCUCUGAUUUUUGGUGUGGUAGUAUGCUAUUUUGCAACCAAGCGAUCCGAAUUAACAUCGGAGCUAUUAUGUUGGGUUUUGCUGCCAGGAGUGUUUGCGAUCGUGAAACGACGUCGAAAUGUGGACGGGUCCGUCGAAACCCUCCUACCAUUGGUCAGCAGCUUUACAGAUUCGAGUGCAAAUGAAACACCUUCCUCAAUAUCGCUAUGGAUAAUAGCCGCAUGCAUUGCUAUCUCCAGCGUUUUCAGAGCUGAGAAAGGCAUUAUUGUCUUGUUUCCAGCACUAGCACCGCUUCUUGCCGUCGGCCACAGAUACUUGAGACCUAGCGCUCAUGCUCCUGCCGGAUAUCAUAUGUCGUUCUCCUCCUUAUUGAGGCAUCCUAUUCUCGGCACUAUUUUGACUGCUAUACUAGCUAUCGUCGCCUUGUCAGAAUGGGAUCCGAUCGCAUACGCGUUAUCGGCAGCUCCUGUGGUUGCUCUUUUCGUCGCUUAUACUUUGCUUACACCUCCAACUAGCCAACAGUCGCGGUGGUUUGGGGGCCGCUGGCUUGUUAGCGUCGACAUAGAGGCUGCGGCUUGGCCUCUUUCGUUACGUGUAGCGAUCCUACUAGCUAUUGUGCUCAGCGGAGAAUCAUACCUAACUGGCCUCCCUGGCAUUGAUGCUCUAGAGACGUUAGUCUUGGGCUCGGCCAAAACCCUCAUGUGGUAUUUCACAUCGCAGCUGGCCCGGAAUUGCUCAUGGCUUGUCGCAGCUGUAGCCGGCACUUUCAGCCUCUUAGCGACUCGUAAUCCAUUCAUGCAGCAGACUGACACUCGUGCCCUCAUAACCGUGGGAGCGUCCUUGCUUUCUCUCGUCCAAGUGUUAUACCUACUACCAAAACAAGCCAAAGCGAGACUGACGCUUUCAACACUAGUUGCCAUACCUCUACUUCCCUAUUUUUCUAACCUAGCAGCUAUCCACUUCGCACAGUCAUCAGCGCUGACACAUGCUGUGAAACAUCCUGUGGAGAUGCUGAUUCGUGAGGCAAAUGCGAAUUUCGAUGGUCUCCUCAGGAACCAAUCCAGUACUUACCCAGCUGCCUAUGCCGAAUAUCAGCGUCGCUAUGGAUUUGACCCGCCAGAUGGGUUUGAAGAGUGGUAUAAGUUCACACGAUCGCACCGAUCUCCUAUCAUCGAUGAAUUCGACAUGAUAUCGGAGGGUAUAGCACCUUUCCUUAGGAUUAGCGGACAAGAGGUUCUUGAUAUCAUGUCCGCAGCCUAUAACGAACCGGACCAUGAACUGUGGAGUUGCACCACGUCUGGUCAGCCAGCCAAAACAGAGUGCAGCCACCACGGACGCGAGAAUGAUAGAAAUAAUGCUCAAUUCUUCAACCGAAUCACCGAGAAAAUUCCUGCCGCUUUGAAUUUGAAAUUUCUGCUUAAUCAUCUUGAUGAGCCGACCGUCAUGAUUCCUCCAACGUCAGCACAUUCUACCAAGCCCGUCAUCACAAAUCGGGGAGGCCAGCGUGCAUGGGAUGUUUUGACAGAAUAUUGCUCGUCCAGGAGAGGUAGGGCGAGUCCCACACGCGCACCCACGGUAGAAACCUAUGGCCUGCCGUUUGUUACGGACCGCAAGGCAGCCAUGGACUUGUGUCAGCACGCCGAGUACAGUGAAAUACACGGCCUUUUUGCUGCCCCAGAGUCUCUGCGCUUGACACAAGGAUUGGUGCCUGUACUGUCCAACGGCGCGCCCUCGACAAUGGGUGAUAUUCUGUAUCCGAGCACGGCUUACGUGGAGGAGGAUCGAUUUGCCUACCACAGCGAGAACGACGUCGAUUGGGACGAGAAACAGAACAAUGUGUACUGGGCCGGGUCUACGACGGGUGGCCACGCGCGCCCGGGGGAAUGGUACAGCCUGCACCGACAGCGGUUUGUGGAGCUCGCGCAGAACCUCAAGCGACGGACAUUCUCGUACCUGCGAGAAAAAGACGGCAUGAUCAGCCGAGUAGCGUCGUCUUUCUUCAACGGAAGACUAUACGACGUCGCGUUUGCCAACGUGUUGCAGUGCGAUGCGAGAGCGUGCAAAGAGCAACGCCAAUACUUCGCCAGCAAGCCGUGGGCAAGCGGGGACCGGCCAUUUCGUUCGCGGCUGGUGUUCGAUCUCGAUGGGAACGGGAUCAGUGGGCGGUAUUAUAAACUUCUGGCGUCCAAGUCACUGCCGCUGAAGCAGACGAUCAUCCACGAGUGGCAUGACGAGCGGCUCUUGCCUUGGGUGCACUAUAUACCGGUCAGUCAGAGCAUGGAGGAGCUUCCUGAGUUGGUCUUCUACCUGACAUCGACGGAGGCAGGACGGAGGCGGGCGAGGGAGGUAGCGGAACAGGGCCGGCAGUGGUUCACUGACGCGUUUCGCGAGAUUGAUGUGGUGAUUUACAUGUACCGAUUGUUACUCGAGUUGAUGAGGCUGCAGGAUCCUGACCGACCGGCGUGGCAAAUUGACGUUGGAUAAAUACGGCGGUUUUGCGUGUAUUGUAUUUUAUGAUUUAUGCUAUGCCGUUAUGCUACGAUAAUGGCGGUGUCAAAGGCACUUGCGGCUGAAAGCCCCAGUCUGCCCCAGUCUGCCACAGAUUAGAAUAAUGAUAAUAAUGAGCCAAUCUACGUUUGGAUAGAGUCUUGGAUAGAGGACAAGUUUCCCACUGUGUGAUGUCGAGAUGUUGGCCACAAACUGCCCACAGAAUCAUGAAGUGCUUCACAUGCAAUCUGCAUACAUACAGUA